AGGUGUUUAGGAAGCCAGGAUUAGGGUUUUGUUCCCAGAGUAGUCAUGGGUGGCUUGYGCUUUUUCCUCUGAUUACUUUAAGCGUUGUGAUUCUCUUUUAGUAGCUAUUAGUAGUCUUUUAAAAAGCUUUAUUUCUUUAAGAAAAGCUCUGAAUUUUAGGUCUAUCAAGCCAUGAGAAGGGGCAGCAAAGUCUGGAUUGUGUCUUCUAGCCUUUUGGGAUCUAAAUAAAGAUACCGCCUUGGCAGUUUUUAUUCCAGAACUUGUGAGACUCUGCUCCAGAGCAGCUGCUAUGUCCCCCGUGUAGCCGCAGCUCGUGUACCAUGUACCAGCCUGGGUUUGUGCCACGGGAGUGUUACCCAGCUGUGAUCCCACCUUCCACCUGCCUGCCGCUGCGAGCCGGGAGAGUGGACACCAUGGCCAGCCCCGUGGUGUUCCCCCCCAUCCACAUGCACAACCUCUACAGCCGCCCCAUCACCUUUGUGGUGGACAGGAACAGCUACCCGGACUAUGUGGGCAAUCAGGUGGAGUAUCAUCACGUCUACAGUGCCUCCAAUCCCUACUUGCAUCCGUACUACACCUGGCACUUCCCUCCUGUGGUCCCCAUUCCUCUGUACAAUCCCUACGCACCCUAUAAUCCCUACACCUCCUACCAGAGGCCGGAUCAGUAUCGGGACACUUGGCCAGAAGGCUUCACAAUGAGAGGGGAGCUUCAAUGGGGGAAGCUUGGCAAGGUGUUUGGACCGAGGAAAGAACUCCCAGGGUUUGUGAAGGAUGAUCUCCGGAGGGUUUAUGGCACCUACCCACGGACCAGCGUCUCCAUAACUUACAGGAACGGGGAGUUCUUGGUCAAAGGAGACCCCAAGGUAGGAGAGCAGGAAUACACAGUGGAAAAGAAAGUCAUCCAGCGGGCUCUGACCCCCAGUGCCAGCGAGGCAGAUGACAGCAGUGAGGACCGGAAUCGGAAGAAGAAAAAGAAAUUGAGACGUUGAUGUCACCUCCUGGGCGGAUGCUCCACGGCCCUCGUGGGAGCCGGUCGGCAGCUGCUCUUGGUGCAGCUGGGAAGUAGCACAAGCCGAGGGUGCCACCACAGCUGGUGGCUUUUUAACUGCUCCCCGUCCUCCACAAGCUUAUGGCAGCUUUACCGGGUGUAAUGUGGGGUGCACAAUGUCCAUCCUGUGAAGGAAGUGUGUGGCUGUUGGCUCUGUCRGGGAUCAGCCCUUGGGUUCUGGCUUGAGAGGAAUGUUUGUUUUCCAUGGUGUCUAUGGAGUGAUCACAGUCUGGUGGCAGGGGUUUCCAGGCAGGUGCCCUGGAUAGAAGAUGGGCCUCUUCACUGCCCAAGGGAAGGUCCUGGCAGCUGGAUUCCUUCCUGGCAGUGCCAUCAGGAGACCCAAACUGAAUUUCCUCCGAGUUGGAAGCAGUGCAGGUCCUGAGGGGAAAGUUCUUAAACACUGUAAAGAAGGUAGAUAGUCACCCUAUCACUGCUGUUUUAUGACUGUACUGUUGUACUUAAUCACCACGUGAGGCCUGUACACAACAUUUCCCUACACGCUGACAGAAGAUCUUGGUGUCCCUGUCCCUUCACACUYAGUAAUCUGGUGCUUGGUGCUCCUGGCACUGUGUCCUUAUUCAAUCCAGUGCUCAAGGCCCUACUUUAGGCCUGACCUGGCUCUGGCUGGAGGUGCUGGUUCCCCUGCCAAGUUASUGGAGCUGUCAGAAC
Nothoprocta perdicaria is the source of this 1717-nucleotide messenger RNA. RefSeq lists its product as uncharacterized. The record is from RefSeq and is a predicted model, not a curated record. The transcript has 3 exons. Bases 321 to 989 code for a protein of 222 amino acids. NCBI's taxonomy places the organism in Eukaryota, Metazoa, Chordata, Aves, Tinamiformes, Tinamidae.